This is a messenger RNA of Plenodomus lingam JN3, 732 nucleotides long. RefSeq lists its product as uncharacterized. Gene Ontology annotation, molecular function: hydrolase activity. The record is from RefSeq and is a predicted model, not a curated record. NCBI's taxonomy places the organism in Eukaryota, Fungi, Ascomycota, Dothideomycetes, Pleosporales, Leptosphaeriaceae.
AUGGCGUGCGAGAAUUGCAAGACAGGUUACAAGUGGGACGGUACCGCAAUCGGCAAGGAAACCACCCUUGACAACAUCAACACAUAUGUGACGGGCGACAACAAGGAGCGCGCUAUCCUCAUUAUCACCGAUGUCUUUGGCUGGACACUGCCCAACAUCCGUCUUCUAGCGGAUGCCUACGCAAAGGAAGCCAAGGCGACUGUCUACGUCCCUGAUCUAUUCGAUGGCGAAGUAGUCGACCCAGACGCCAUGUCCGACCCGGAAAAAGCGAAGAAAUUCGACGUCAUGGAGUUCCUCGGCCGCCACAACAAAGACGUUCGCUGGCCGCAAAUCAAACAACAUGCGCAGACGCUGAAAUCGCAGUACCCCAAGGUGGGCGCAAUGGGUUUCUGCUACGGCGGCUGGGCCUGUCUCAGACUGGCUGCGGACCCCAAGCUCAUUGACUGCGCAUCCACUGCGCAUCCCUCCAUGCUCGAGAAGUCUGAGGUUGAUGCCGUCAAGAUGCCCGUGCAAUUUUUGGCGCCCGAGAACGACUUUGCGUAUACGGAGGAGCUCAAGGCGUAUACACACGAGGCUAUGCCUAAGACGGGUGCGCCGUGGGAGUAUGUGUUCUUCCCUGGUAUGACGCAUGGGUUUGCGGCGAGGGGAGAUCCCAAUGAUCCUAAGCAGAGGGAGGCAUUCGAGAGGGCGAAGAGGAGCGCGGUAUCAUGGUUCGUUGAGUACCUGCACUGA